Messenger RNA from Pocillopora meandrina, 2579 nucleotides. The record is from the annotation of a GenBank genome assembly. Lineage: Eukaryota; Metazoa; Cnidaria; Anthozoa; Scleractinia; Pocilloporidae.
AUGAUCAAUACAGGUAUAUAAUUUUUUGUUAUCUCUUAAGGUUGAUUUCCAGCACUGUGUAAUUUUAAGGUGAAAAUAUUUCAUGCGCUAUAUUGAAUGAUUUAAUCAUUGAAGUAACUAAUAGCUAAUAUAUGUGCUUAAAACCAACAGACUCAAGUACGCCUUCUGCUCUACCAGAGUUAUCUUUACCCGUUUCAUCGCCAUCAGACCUCGGAACAGUCAUGGAAGUGACUAUGUUCUCUGCCCCGCCAAGCCCUCCAUCGGGUACAAGGAUUGAGGAAGGUAACUAUAUAUAUAUAUAUAUUGAAAGAUACAGAGGGUUUAAAAAAAUUACACACAGUUUUGUGUUUUUACCAAAGAGGCCCCAAAGAUAUACUAACUGUUUACUAGAAACGCUAGUUUUACCUAUUAGUCAACUCUGAAGUUAAACAAAAUAGACAAUACUACUUGACAACUUAUGAACUGAUGACCUACAUUGUAUAACCUUGGACUAUCAUUUUUUUCCCUUCGAGCCAAGUCCCGGCAUCAUCGAAUCUUCCAUCAAAGAGCCUCUCCUGGGAGACGACACUGACACGGCCAACCCAAACAAUCAUGUAACAUUCCAGCUAGUAGAAGAAGGGAGCAAGCGUCGCAAAACGAAACUAGUGGAUAGCUUGGGAUACAGCUACAACGUCAGGUCCAAACGGUCUUACGCAACGUAUUGGCAAUGCAUUGUUCGUCCUCAAGGAAAUGCUUGCAAGGCUACGGUAAUCCAAUGGGACGGACCUUUUCAAGCGGGGGCCAACGCCCAUAACCAUUCUUCAGAACCAGGGGCAGUGACAGCAGCCAAAAUCAUAAAGUUGGUAAAAGAGAAUGCUCUGGAGGAUAAGUUCAAGCCAGCUUCAGCAAUAGUGGAAGAGGUAUUUAAAUUGCACCUUACUGACUUUCAAGUGAACUCAGCUAAUGGGAAAUUUUCAAAUCCGAAGUUUUCUAAUACCUAAUUUUCUCUGUCCUAAAUAUUUGACAAUUUAAAACAUUCUACAUAAACUUUUCAAAGACUUUUCAUUUUUGAGAAAAAUAGCUGAAAGACGGUCCACUUGAUAAUUGUUAAGUAAUGUUUUUUAUUUUCCUUUCUUUUUUUUUAAGGUCUUGUUGAAUGAACUGAACACGGGUUGUCCAGCACUCUCUAAGCCAGAGCAUAUUGCUCGAGCUGCGAACCGUUUACGGCAGAGACUUCGCCCGGAGGAUCCAAAGGACCUUGACUUGGAAAUAAUGGAAGACUGCAUUCCACAAGGGUUCUUCCAGGCAGAAGUUUACGUCAAGGAAAGAAGACAUCUCAUCUUCGCUACAGACAAACAACUUACGACCCUCGCAAAAGCCAAGUCUUGGUAUCUUGAUGGUACUUUCAAACUUGUGCGCAAACCUUUCCAGCAGCUGGUAACGAUUAAUGCCUUCGUUCGCUCUGGCGAUCACACAAAACAAGUACCACUGGUGUUCGUCCUCAUGUCCAGGAAGAGUACGAAAGACUACAAAAAAGUAAUUAUCUAUUUAGAGUUAUUUAUGUAUCCUAAAGCAUAGUGCAAUAAAAUUUCUGGCAUGUAUAACAUCAUUUCUUUUUCUCUUCACAAAAUUAGGUAAUGAAGAAAAUAAUCCGCAUCCUGCCAAUUCAGACCAGUGUCCAGCAGGUCACCCUAGACUUUGAAAGGGCUGUCUGGGAGGUGCUUAGAUCCGUCCUGCCAGAAGUGCAGCUUCAGGGCUGCGUGUUCCUCUGGACCCAGGCUCUUUGGAGAAAGGUUUGUUCAUGUCAAGCACUCUUUUUUCGCUGCCGAAAAAAAAGGUGAAUAAAAGGCAAUAAACUGAUUAUUAAAGUUUAUUAAACAAAUUGUGAUUUCACAGCUUUAGCCUUUUUUAUGAAACAAAUAUAUACAACUGUUAGAACGUAAGCGUCAACCCUUACAGCGUUAGGACAAACUGUCAAUCCGUGUAUCAUCAGCUUUAGCAGUCCGUUCGUUAGUCGUACGUUUUGCUUAAAGUCAAAAAUUUUAACUUUUUGUCUACGCCAGAUGCAAGAGCUUGGCCUCCAAACUGCAUACAGUAACGAUGAAGCAACGUACCAGUUCAUCAGGAAACUAAUGGCCCUCCCGUUCCUCCCUCACUACGAGAUCAGACCGAUGUUCGUGCGCCUCAGCGUUCUGGCAGAGACCCAGCCCCUCCGCAAUCUUACUGACUACAUCCAGGAGCAGUGGAUUGAGAGCACCAUCUUCACCCCAAAAGAUUGGAGUGUCUUCAAGCAGCCGAUCCGGACCAACAACGAUAUAGAGGGGUGGCACAACGCCCUGAUACGCCGAGCCGGUGGCCAAUGCAGAUUACAGUUUUACCUAUUAAUCGAACUUCUUCAUCCAGAGGCCCGCUUGACGUCAAUAACAAUCAAGCUUGUUUCAGACAAGAAGUUGAAGAGAAUACAGAGAAGGAAGUACAGGCAACUCCAACAGAAACUAUUCGACGCCUGGGAGCAGUACCAGACAGGCAAUAAGAGUGCUUCACAAUUACUCCGCUGCUGUUCCCACUUGACCUGCUCGUUGCUAGUAAGACUAAAAUAG